Molecule: messenger RNA, 2263 nt
Organism: Aplysia californica (California sea hare)
Lineage: Eukaryota; Metazoa; Mollusca; Gastropoda; Aplysiida; Aplysiidae
Product: piggyBac transposable element-derived protein 4
Source: RefSeq, a predicted model, not a curated record
CUGUUAACUCACCCAGCCCUAACGCCGAUAAUAUCGGUAUGCGCGCGCAACGCUCCAGCCCUAACGCCGACAAUAUCGGUAUGGAAAAUUUCGCUCUCGUGACCCCAAACACUAAUUUUGUCUGAAACAGACCAUUGCCCAAUUGGACGAGUAACCAUUUUUUGUUUGGAACAGACUAUGACCAGAAGUGUAAGCCUAAAUUUAGAACAAAGAAAGCUAUUUUCGUGAAGCAUGUGAGGGAGUGCGAAAUUUGAACGCACUUCCCUUCUUCGCUGAUAGCCAUGGCUGCAAGACGUGAAAGAUUGUUCUCUACUCGCGAAGUUCUUGAUCACAUUGUGACUGCAGAUUCCGAUGUUGAAGACGAUGUGGAUGAUGAUAAUGAAGAUGAACAACCUUCCAUCAUGGAUGGUAAGUAUAUUUCAGCAAGUCAUUCAUUUUUAUUCGAAAUAAUAACGAUUUGUUUACAUCUUGAUAGCCGAGAUUCUAGAAGAGAGAUUCUGUCACAUGUGAGUCAGAGACAAAGCUGUUCACUAGACUCUAGAUCUAGCAAGAUUUCUUUCGUUGGUUUGUGACUUGUGAAGCAUGAUGUCAAAACGAAUAUAGAUCUAGAUUUAGAUAUCUAGAUCUGAAAAAAUAUAAAGUAUGAUUUAUUUGCCCUGCUUAUUCAGCAAAAAGACAAAGGAUAGGUGGUUGUUCCAUUGUGAAAUCUUGAUUCUCCACUCAAGGUCAGGCAGAUUGUGACUCGUGUGACAGGCCUUCCUUGUCACUGUACAUGGUAGAUCUAGCAUACUCGAAUUAUAAAUCUAGAUCUAGAUGAUAGACUGCAGUGUAUAAACUUAUAAUGCUGUUGUUGUUGUUUUUUGUCACAUAGAUUUAUUUAAUUAGUCUAGAUCUAGAUCUAGAUCUAGUUCUACGAUCAAAGUUCAAGUGAAGUGAGUAAUUUUUUACUUUGCUGUUUUAUUAUUGAUCUGGUUCAUAGAGCGUAGAUCUACUGUGCAUAGGCCUAGACCUACGUAAAUCUAAUAGGCAUGUUCAGAUCUGAUACACUAUCUUUACUUUGAUUUUACUCCUCAGACUAACAAUUAUUAUUUCAAAUCCUACACAACAAGUCUAUGAGGGCUAGGCAGGGCAAGACCAUGAACUUGGUGGAAUUCCUUAUUAGUGCUGGGAACGCGAUGGCCGAGGACUAUGUUGCAAAGCGCCUCCAAGAUCGUGCGCAACCCAACAACGGUGCACAGGCCGAAGCAGUAUCCCUCAACCGGCUGACAGCGCGACAUUUUCCGAAGUGGCUUCCACCUACCCCGCAGAAGGAACACCCAUUUAGGGUUUGCUUUGUAUGUUCGGCACGGAAGAGGAAAGCUGGACAGCCUCUUGGAGCAGCACCCACCAAUCGCCAGCGCAAGGAAACACAGUUCUGGUGUGAGCCUUGUGGGAAAGCUCUGUGUCCUGCACCAUGCUUUGAGAUAUUUCACACUAAAAAGGAUUACCUGUUAUGACAAGGUAGGACUGUUUAUUUUUUACUUUCAUCUUUUCCUUUGCCUUGACUUCUCUUGCUAGUUUACAUCAGCAUGAUGAUGGCAUUUGUUGUCAACACUAACAAAAUCUAACAUUCUUUCUUCCAAGUUCAUCUAUAUCUUCUGUUCAGUGGAACCCGUUCCUUAUAUUGUUGAAGAUAAUAACACAAAUAACAUAUUCUGUUGUAAAAGGUCUAACAAAUUGUUGUCUUUUGAUGUAAUUACUCUACUGUUUGGUUACUGCCUAGUUUUUAUUCUGAGAACGAGCCUGAACAACAUUUUUUCUGCCAUGAAAGACACACUUCUUUUAUAUGUGUUGUGUCAUGUGUUGCCUUACCCGCUCAUUUGUAUUGAUUACACAGUUAUUUUGGGCUUCUAUUACAAUAAUAAGAUAGCACAACUCAGUUUCAUACAUCAGUCAUCAUCACUCACACUACAGAACAUAAAAUAUUCUCUUAUUACAUUGUGUUGUGCCUGUGAAGAUGGAAUUCUUUUGACAAGGUGAGUUUCAUUUUGUUUACUUUUUGACUCUGUAUAUAUACCUUUUUCCAUGGAGUAUUACAUAAAAACUGUGGCAUAUUUUGCAUUGAAAUUUACAGUGCACACAAAUAGAGAUUUGGACAACAUAUGUACCAAAUUUGGGUAUGAUUUGUUAAAAUUUAGUAUUUUUUUCAAUUUUUCAAAAAGUGGUAAAAAUCUCUAGGGAGAGCUGACAACCCGGAAGUGUAGGCCUAGGGUUGAGUGAGUUA